Molecule: messenger RNA, 1372 nt
Organism: Cladocopium goreaui
Lineage: Eukaryota; Dinophyceae; Suessiales; Symbiodiniaceae
Source: the annotation of a GenBank genome assembly
GCUUGAUUUGCACAGACGGACAUCUGGUCCAGGUAGUUGUGGUUGCCAUGCCGUCUCUACGAAUCGUGCUCGUGGCGACUUGCUUCGCUUCAGCCUCCGGUGGGGCGUGCACGCCGGUGGAUUCGUGUCCGAAACUUUCCGAUGGGCUUUAUUGCCCAGUGAAUGAUGUCACGGAGCACGCUGAUAUCAACCGAGAUGUGAAACUCAUCAAGGACCAUCUUAAGGCAAACGACUACACCAGUGCGAAGGCGGUCUACACAGGUGGCAGCUUCUCCUCCAAAGGAGGUGGCAUCAUGCGGACGCUGCAAGCCUUGGCUCAGAAGGACAUGACGGUCAAUGGCAAAUACACCAAUGUCUUCUUCUCGGGAGCGUUGGAUCUCUACGGAUCCAUUGAUGGAAUUUGGCACAACUACAUCAUCGCCUGCCUGGACGAUACCGGUUUUUGCGCAGGCAAGUCACAUGACUUCAAGUCAUACAUCAUCAACAAGUGUCUCAUCGGAGUGGUGACGGCCUACGCGACCUAUGAAUUUGGGGCAGCUGUUUGGAAAGCUAGAGAAAACAUGACCGCUGAUGACGAGGCGGCUUACGCCUGGGAUGAAGGGGCUGCCUUCCACAUUGGCAACAUCGAGCCUGUGAUUGGAGAUGGGUACACGGGGAAAGCCCCUGGAAACCUCUACUCUCCCUAUGAGUUCAACUGGAAGCGUGAUGACGACUUUGAUGAUGGUCUAUCAACCCAUGCAGCGGCUCCACCCACCUUGAACUUUGGUUUGCUCAACGUGCGUGGCACCUACAAUGCAGCCAAUGUGGCGAGUGCACAGCUGGCGAUGUAUAAGAUCUACUCCAUUGCGGCCAUCCGAAGCGCCUUGAAGUAUGCCAAUAAGGCUUAUAACAACGGGACGUUUCAGGAGAAAUACCUGGCAGAAGGUUGGGCCUAUUGGCGAAGCGCCUCUGGGUACAUAUCAACGGUGAACAAGACAAUUGUGCAGCAGGUCGAUGCGUUGUUUGAUCUAUCUUUGACGGAUAUGCCUGCUGAUACAGAUUGUACGAUCAAGAGCUUGCUGGAACCGAUGUACCCAGACCUGGGCAUCACUUGCGCCAUGGUGGGCACCUGGAAGGACGUCAGAGAGAUUUCCGGCCAUUGCCUGGCCACCGCCUGUGACGAUACGGGGAACAGCGCCACCUUGGGCGACUCCUCCACCGCCUGGGUGGACAUGUGCAAGGCCAUCCCGAGCACUUCGGAGUCGGAGAUGGAAAACAGCGGCUUUACCGCCAGCGUGGCAGCGGCAAUGCCCCUGUCAAUCUUGGCGAUCUUUUUCUAAGUACAGUACUGGUUGGUAGGUGAGCAUGUUUCAGCUAUUUCUGAUGAUUCGAC